Messenger RNA from Cryptomeria japonica (Japanese cedar), 1026 nucleotides. Its product is annotated as histone H2B-like. The transcript has a single exon. NCBI's taxonomy places the organism in Eukaryota, Viridiplantae, Streptophyta, Pinopsida, Cupressales, Cupressaceae. Gene Ontology annotation, molecular function: DNA binding; structural constituent of chromatin; protein heterodimerization activity. The coding region runs from base 65 to 520 and encodes 151 amino acids. The record is from RefSeq and is a predicted model, not a curated record. Gene Ontology annotation, cellular component: nucleosome. Gene Ontology annotation, biological process: nucleosome assembly.
CAAUAUCUGAAUCGAUUAGCAUAUCUGUCUGUAUUUUUUUGUUGUGAAGGUUUCUGAGGAAUCAAUGGCACCUAAGGCAGAGAAGAAGCCAGUUGAGAAGAAGACUGCGGAGGAAAGGAAAACAGUGGGGGAAAAGACUCCCACUGCUGUUGCAGAGAAGAAGCCCAAGGAGAAGGCUCCUCCUAAGGGCGGUAAAAGGGGUCCCAAGCCUGCAGGUGAUAAGAAGAAGAGGAAGAAGAAGAGCGUGGAGACCUACAAGAUCUAUAUUUUCAAGGUGUUGAAGCAGGUCCACCCUGAGAUUGGCAUCUCCAGCAAGGCCAUGUCCAUCAUGAACUCUUUCAUGAAUGACAUUUUUGAGAAAUUGGCCGGAGAGUCCUCAAAGCUGACGAAGUACACCAAAAGGGACACUCUUUCUUCAAGGGAGGUGCAGACGGCCGUGAAAUUGGCCCUCCCUGGUGAGCUCGCCAAGCAUGCUGUGUCGGAGGGCACAAAGGCUGUAACUAAGUUUACUUCAGGCUGAUCUGUCUCUCGCCCUGCUUUUGGUUGUGUUACGGUGUCUUUUGACACCACCUCUAUUUUGGAUUUGUAGUUUCCCGCUGCUGAGCUGCCGAGUUUUUAAAUAUUUUUUCUUUUUUAGUUCAACGGGUUACUGAUGGCUCGGAAGAGGUCCAGGUAAGGCUGGAUUGGGGAAAUUAAUGCUUAUUGUACAUUCUCUUUCUUUCUCUCUCUCUCUCUCUCUCUCUCUCUCUCUCUCUCUCUCUCUCUCUAUAUAUAUAUAUAUAUAUAUUCUUUCUUUACCCUGGUUUGGUGAAAUGGCUGUGUAAGUCUCUUGUUUAUUGAAUUUUCAGGGGACUUGAAGUCGGUAAGCGUCUGUAAAACGAAUUGUUUACCCUAGCUUGAUGAAAUGGCUGUGUAGGUCUCUUGUUUGUUGAAUUUUCAGGGGAUUUGAAGUUCAGUAAGCGUCUGUAAAACGAAUUGUUUACCCUAGUUUGAUGAAAUGGCUGUGUAGAUCUCUUGUUUGUUGAA